Messenger RNA from Monodelphis domestica (gray short-tailed opossum), 2524 nucleotides. RefSeq names its product retinol dehydrogenase 12. Lineage: Eukaryota; Metazoa; Chordata; Mammalia; Didelphimorphia; Didelphidae. The record is from RefSeq and is a predicted model, not a curated record.
GAGCUUUUUAGGGUGAGAAGGGAGUACACUAGACACUGGGCUGGCCUGGGUGUCUCAUUUUGACUCUUAAAAGGCUUAAUUAGAUCUCCACCCAGUUUCAUGGAGCUAUUGGCAAUGCUGGGCUUAGAGAGCUGGAAUCUAGGCAGUUAUAUUUCCUAUAUACUUCCUUUCCUCUUCUUUUUCCUCCUCCUAUUCCUCUUGCUAGUUGUGAGGCUGGAUGGAUUGGGAUCAAACAUCUGGACUCUCCAGAGUUGUCCUAUAGACUUAACUGGGAAGACUGCUGUGGUCACUGGAGCCAACUCAGGGAUAGGGAAGGCUGUAUCCUGUGAGCUGGCCCGACGUGGGGCUCGUGUAGUUCUUGCCUGCCGGAAUCUGAUCCAGGGGCAAAAGGCUCUGUCAGACAUCCAGAAAGCCACUGGGAGUAAGGAACUGCUGCUUCGAGAAGUAGACCUCAGUUCUCUGGCCUCCAUCCACAAUUUUUCCCAGAAGCUUCUUCAAGAGGAACCUCGUAUCCACCUGCUGGUCAACAAUGCUGGGUCCACUGGGCUGCCCCCAAGGAAACUUACCUCAGAUGGCCUAGAGUUGACUUUUAUGACCAACUACCUUGGGCACUUUUUUCUCACAAACUUGUUGCUGAAGUGCUUGCACCGGGCAGGCUCAGCCAGAGUGGUGAAUGUGACCUCUUUUCGACAGCAGCAUGGGUUUGUGGAUGAACAGCACCUGGUAGGGGCUGGGGACCCCUUUACUAAAAGCAUGGCAUAUGACUGUUCCAAACUCAUGUUGAUAUCCUUCACUGUGGAACUUGCUCGGAGACUUCAAGGGACAGGUGUGACAGCGAAUUCAGUGGAACCAGGGGUUGUAAAGACAAGCAUUAUGAGGAAUUAUCCCUGGCAGUUUCGCGCCAUCUUCUGGCUCUUGUCUAUCUUCAUUAGGACCCCUAAACAGGGGGCUGUUCCUGUCCUGUACCUGUGUUUAGCAGAAGAACUGGAUGGCAUUUCAGGAAAAUUUUUUAAUUCCAAAUGUAAGCUGGCAUUGCCUGCUAAGUCUGCCCAGGACUCUCAAGUGACUCACAGCCUCUGGAAUACCUCAGCCAGACUAACCAAUCUAGAGAAAUGGACCAAGAAAGAAUGACUCUUCAAAGAUCAAAUGAUUCCUGCCUCCCAUCAUUCUCAUUCUCACUAUAGUGACCUGAUGUGACUUGUGCCUCAUCACUGAACUACUCAGAAGACUUUUGAACUUGUUUUUUCUAUAUAAUAGGAUCAUUGUAUGCAUUGUUCUCCUGGUUCUGCUCACUUCACUCUCUGCAUCAGUUCAUAAAUAUCUGACCAGUUUCCUCUAAAAUUGUCCAUUUCUUGUUACAAAGAGUAUACUGUCAUUCCAAAACUAAUACAGAAAACCAAAUUUCCCUAAAAAUCUUAUACUAAUCUAGCAUACUUGCAAAGAGGAAAUUCCAACAAACUUAAUGUAGCUUAUGCUUUUACAAAAACAAUAAUCUGUCUAUCUAAUUAUGCAUAAAAUUAUUCCAAAACUUGUAAAAAAAAAACUUAUGCAAAGUGCAUCUAAAAAUCUUGUUUGAACAAUUCAAAGCAAAACUUUUCUCUAUGAUAAACCUUAUCCUAGUACAGAAAACAAAACAUUACAGAUAACUAAAAACUGAGUUUGCUAUCUUCAAAAUCUGUUUUAAAAAUAAUAUUAUAAAUAUUCACAUAGCUAAUUUACAUAAAUCUGUACAUAUUUACAUCUAUGCACAAAUGAAUUCCUGUACAAAUCUACAAAUAUAUACAGAUCUAAUAAAAAUGUAACUCUUGCAAAAAAAUUAAAAAAAUAAAAUUGUCCAUUUCAUCCUUCCUUUUGACAGAUUACUAUUUCAACACAUUCAUAUACCACAAUUUGUUUAAUGAUAAAGAUAAAAUAGAUUUUCCCCUAUAUUCCAUUGAUUUUAUUUUGCAAUACUACCUACAUUUUGGGCAACUUUCCAAAUUAUGUUCUUUAUCUUUAAACUGAGUUCAGAAGUUCAUAGUUCAGAAGUUUCAUGGUCUUCCCAUUUGAAUGAGUUUAGAUGUUCAGCUUUCAAAGAAAAACAAGAACAUUUAAUUUUUUUUAAGACCGACUUUCCUAUAAAUCACCUGAAUUUGAAGAAACCUAUUAUCUUUGUUCCACCAGCUGCAUUUAUAGGAGAGAAGUACUAUUAUUUCUAAUUGCUCUUUUUUGAAAUCUGGUUUGUUAUCCAUGUACCCUUCAUUAUUCUUAAAGAAUACAGGUAGACUUUAAUAAAUCAGAAUGGAAGGAGGGGUUAUUACUAGUCCUGCAUUCCCAAUUUCCAGCCAAUUAUAUUGCCCAUCAAUCACCAAUCAUAUUGUUUUACUUAUCUAUGACACAGCUUUCUUUUCUGGGAUGCUCCUCCUUUUGUCUAUAAGAGUGCCAUCCCUCUCAUUUGGGUCUUAGCUAACUGAAGAGGCUGAGAUCCUGCUUAGUGGAAAAUUUGUGCUUUGUCAAGAUUUGUCAAUAAAUUGAUGAUGCUUUA